Messenger RNA from Odobenus rosmarus divergens (Pacific walrus), 3742 nucleotides. RefSeq names its product integrin, beta 8 (gene ITGB8). NCBI's taxonomy places the organism in Eukaryota, Metazoa, Chordata, Mammalia, Carnivora, Odobenidae. Gene Ontology annotation, cellular component: cell surface; focal adhesion; integrin complex. The record is from RefSeq and is a predicted model, not a curated record. The transcript is spliced from 14 exons. Gene Ontology annotation, molecular function: integrin binding. Bases 681 to 2984 code for a protein of 767 amino acids. Gene Ontology annotation, biological process: cell migration; cell adhesion mediated by integrin; integrin-mediated signaling pathway.
CCGGAGCCGUUUCCCCCAGCUGCUGGCACCCCGCGCUUCCUCCCUCGCCAGCCAGGACAUUGCCGUUUUGACUUUGCCCGCUGCUCAGCUGACGAGGCUGCGGAGCUGUAACUAAGUGGAAUUGGCCUCCCUGCCCACCUGUGGAAGAAUUAGCUCGCGCUGAUUGAUGCGCCAUCGACUUUUUUCCCCUUCGGCCUCGCCGGCGUCCCCUCCCACAGAUGUAGCAUCACCCAGUGAUAGUACUUUAGGCUGGUUUUUCCCCCAGGCUUCGGGCUUUGUUUGGGUUUGAUUCUGUUUGGCUGUUCACUAAGCUGAUUUAUGCAGCAGAAGCCCCAUCGGCUGGAGAGAAACAAAAGCUCUUUUCUUUGUCCCAGAGCGGGCUGCGGAGGCUUCGCUCGCGUCGCCGCCCCGGGCCAUUGACCGUCAGAGGAGGUGCUUCUCGCGGCGACCGCGGGACCAGCCGAGCCGAGCUGGCAGGGCCUCGGGGGCCCUGAGAUGCCAAGCGGUGUCCGGGCCAGCGUACCUGCACUGCUUGCUCCGAGCCGCAGGGUCCGCCUGCUGGGCCUGCGGGCAACGUCCUAGCGACACUUGGCCCGCGGGCCCCGAGGUGCGCCCGGGAGUCGCCAGCGCGCAGCCGGAUAGCAGCCAGGCGGCGGGCGCGGUGCGGGCUGCUUUGCAUUAUGUGCCGCUCCGCCCUGGCUUUUUUUACUGCCGCAUUUGUCUGCCUGCAAAACUGCCGGCCCGGUCCUGCCCCGGUCCUUCGGGCGGCCUGGGUGUUUUUAGUUGUUCUUGGACUGGGCCAGAGUGAAGACAAUAGAUGUACAUCUUCGAAUGCAGCAUCCUGCACCAAGUGCCUUGCGCUGGGUCCGGAAUGUGGAUGGUGUGCUCAAGAGGAUUUCAUUUCAGGUGGAUCAAGGAGUGAACGUUGUGAUAUUAUUUCCAAUUUAAUAAGCAAAGGCUGUUCGAUUGAUUCAAUAGAAUACCCAUCUGUGCAUGUAAUACCAAGGGAAAAUGAAAUUAAUACCCAGGUGACGCCAGGAGAAGUGUUGAUCCAGCUGCGUCCAGAAGCUGAAGCUAAUUUUAUGCUGAAAAUUCAUCCUCUGAAGAAAUACCCUGUGGAUCUUUAUUAUCUGGUUGAUGUCUCGGCAUCAAUGCAUAACAAUAUUGAAAAAUUAAAUUCCGUUGGAAAUGAUUUAUCUAGAAAAAUGGCAUAUUUUUCCCGUGAUUUCCGCCUUGGAUUUGGCUCCUAUGUUGAUAAAACAGUUUCACCAUAUAUUAGCAUCCACCCAGAAAGGAUUCAUAAUCAAUGCAGUGACUACAAUUUAGAUUGCAUGCCUCCUCAUGGAUACAUCCAUGUGCUAUCUUUGACGGAGAACAUUACUGAGUUUGAAAAAGCAGUUCACAGACAAAAGAUCUCUGGAAAUAUAGAUACACCUGAAGGAGGUUUUGAUGCCAUGCUUCAGGCAGCUGUCUGUGAGAGUCAUAUUGGAUGGCGAAAAGAAGCUAAAAGAUUGCUGCUGGUGAUGACAGAUCAGACAUCUCAUCUUGCUCUUGAUAGCAAAUUGGCAGGCAUAGUGGUGCCAAAUGACGGAAACUGCCAUCUGAAAAACAACAUCUACGUCAGAUCGACAAGCAUGGAACAUCCCUCACUAGGCCAACUUUCUGAAAAGUUAAUAGACAACAACAUUAAUGUCAUCUUUGCAGUUCAAGGAAAACAGUUUCAUUGGUAUAAGGAUCUUCUACCCCUCUUGCCUGGCACCAUUGCUGGUGAAAUAGAAUCAAAGGCUGCAAACCUCAAUAAUUUGGUAGUAGAAGCCUAUCAGAAACUCAUUUCAGAAGUGAAAGUUCAGGUGGAAAACCAGGUAAAAGGCGUCUAUUUUAAUAUUACCGCCAUCUGUCCAGAUGGGACCAGAAAACCAGGCACAGACGGAUGUGGAAAUGUGACAAGCAAUGACGAAGUUCUUUUCAAUGUAACAGUUACAAUGAAAAAGUGUGACGUCACAGGAGGAAAGAGCUAUGCAAUAAUCAAACCUAUUGGUUUCAAUGAAACCACUAAAAUUCAUAUACACAGAAACUGCAGCUGUCAGUGUGAUGACGGGAGAGCACCUAAACGAAAGUGUGUAGAUGAAGUUUUUCUAGAUGCCAAGUGUUUCCAGUGUAAUGAGAAUAAAUGUCAUUUUGAUGAAGAUCAAUUUCCUUCUGAGAGUUGCAAGUCACACAAGGAUCAACCUGUUUGCAGUGGUCGAGGAGUUUGUGUUUGUGGGAAAUGUCUAUGUCACAAAAUUAAGCUUGGAAAAGUGUAUGGAAAAUACUGUGAAAAGGAUGACUUCUCUUGUCCAUAUCACCAUGGAAAUCUGUGCGCUGGGCAUGGAGAGUGUGAAGCGGGCAGAUGCCAGUGCUUCAGUGGCUGGGAAGGGGAUCGCUGUCAGUGCCCGUCAGCCUCAGCCCAGCACUGUGUCAGUCCGAAGGGCCAAGUGUGCAGUGGAAGAGGUACGUGUGUAUGUGGCAGGUGUGAAUGCACGGAUCCCAGGAGCAUCGGCCGCUUCUGUGAACACUGCCCUACGUGUCACACAGCCUGCAGUGAAAACUGGAAUUGUGUGCAAUGCCUUCACCCUUACAACCUGUCUCAAGCUAUACUUGAUCGUUGUAAAACCUCAUGUGCUCUCAUGGAACAGCAUUAUAUGGACCAAACAUCAGAAUGUUUCUCUAGCCCAAGCUAUUUAAGAAUAUUUUUCAUCAUCUUCAUAGUUACAUUCCUGAUUGGGUUGCUUAAAGUCCUUAUCAUUAGACAGGUGAUACUACAAUGGAAUAGUAAUAAAAUUAAGUCCUCGGCAGAUUACAGGGUGUCGGCCUCAAAAAAGGACAAGUUGAUUCUGCAAAGUGUUUGCACAAGAGCAGUAACCUACCGACGUGAGAAGCCUGAAGAAAUAAAAAUGGAUAUGAGCAAAUUAAAUGCUCAUGAAACUUUCAGGUGCAACUUCUAAAAAGAUAAAAAGUACUUUAUGGGAAACUGGAUUUUUAAUAUUUGCUCCUAAAAAUAUAUAAUUUUAGAAGUCACAGGAGGAGACAAACUGUUCUAGAUCAUGCUGGUUGCUGGUUGUCCCCUUGAAUGAAGACUGACAAACAUCCUCAUCAUCAUGUGACUCACAUCGCUGCUGAAUUUUUCAGAGAAAAAUGUGUCUUACUACUGUUUGAGACUAGUGUCAUUGUAGCACUUUACUGUAAUAUAUAACUUAUUUAGAUCAGCAUAGAAUGUAGAUCAUCUGAAGAGCACUGAUUACACUUUACAGGUACCUGCCAUUCCUAUGCUUCCCAGAGAGAGAAAAUGCUGUGUCACUACAAGGGUACAGUAAUCCCUGCACCAAACGUGUGGAUGAAAAAAAUAAAAGGCAGUUAUACUACUGUUGCCAAACACUUCAACAAUUGGCAGUGAAUAGACAAGAACAUCUAGAUGAAUAAAUGGUUAGUGUUUCACUUAUUCAAGAGGUUAAUAGAUAAAACCUUAAUUUUGAGGGAUAUUGCUUUUGAAACUGUGUAGUGUUAUGCAUGUGUUUGUUUUCUGCUUCUUACAAGAUACUAAUUUCAACAUUCUCUCUUUGCCUUUAUAUUUUUUCUUUCUUACAGGAUAGGUUUAUAUAUGUCACAGAUGACUGGAUUAAAUAAGUGCUAAGUUACUACUGCUAUAAAAACCUAAUAAUACAAUGUCACUUUAUUAGAAUACUGAUUUUAAAAGCUGAAUGUU